AUGGGUCGACAAGAUCAAGAGGAGCGAGCACAGGCUGAAGAACCAGAUCAUACCGGCAGUGGAGAACUUCCUAAACGCGAUCGUCAAGCAGCACAAGGAGAGCUUCAUCUCGGAGAAUCCUCCCAGGGACUUUGUGGACGUGAUGCUCUCACUGGGUGGCGAGAACAAAAUCUUCUCUUAGCUGGGACGAACACCUCCAAAGGCACUGUGGAGUGGGCGAUGUCCGAUAUGAUACACUGCCCCGGCGUCCAGAAGAAGGCGCACGAAGAGCUCGACCGGAUCGUUGGAAGGAACCGCUGCCUGGAAGAGACAGACCUCAAAAAUCUCCCUUACAUCCAAGCCAUCGUCAAGGAAGUCCUGCACUUGCAUCCACUGGCCACCACUGGCCUCCCACACAGCAAUCCCGGGACCUCCCAGCUCGCCGGCUACACAAUCACGGCCAACACCACGCUGCUCGUCAAUAUCUGGGGGAUCCAUCACGACCCGGCGAACUGGAGCGAUCCCAAGAGCUUCUGUCCAGAGCGAUUCCUGGGCAGCGAUCACAGCAUCCUGGGGAACCACUUCGAUCUCAUACCUUUUGGAUCCGGGCAGCGCCGCUCCCCACGUGUCGCUCACGCUGGCCUAUCUUCUGCAUCGAUUCGAGUGGAGGGUGCCGAAUGGGCAGGAGAUUGA
Selaginella moellendorffii is the source of this 672-nucleotide messenger RNA. Its product is annotated as flavonoid 3',5'-hydroxylase-like. The coding region runs from base 1 to 672 and encodes 223 amino acids. The record is from RefSeq and is a predicted model, not a curated record. The transcript has 2 exons. NCBI's taxonomy places the organism in Eukaryota, Viridiplantae, Streptophyta, Lycopodiopsida, Selaginellales, Selaginellaceae. Gene Ontology annotation, molecular function: oxidoreductase activity, acting on paired donors, with incorporation or reduction of molecular oxygen; iron ion binding; heme binding.